This is a messenger RNA of Cornus florida, 834 nucleotides long. RefSeq lists its product as uncharacterized. The record is from RefSeq and is a predicted model, not a curated record. NCBI's taxonomy places the organism in Eukaryota, Viridiplantae, Streptophyta, Magnoliopsida, Cornales, Cornaceae. The coding region runs from base 1 to 834 and encodes 277 amino acids. The transcript has a single exon.
AUGAAAACCCUCCCAGAAGUACCUCAAAGUCUUGAUCCCAGUUUGGGUGCUGAUUGCAGUAUGUAUUUGGCCUUUGGCUUCGACUACCGUGGUAAUGAUCACAAGGUAGUGGAGAUUAUUUGCUUCCCGCCAAACACAGAUAAGAAUAGUUUGUUCGUAGUUAAUGUUUAUAGUCUAAGCACAGAUUCUUGGAGAAGAAUUAGUGUUGCCUCCCCUUCAUGUAGGAUUUCAAGUACCCUACCUCAAAUCAUGAAUGGAGCUGCCUAUUGGAUUGCAAAGGGGGAUGGGAAUGGGGAAAGUGAUAACUCUACUUAUACCAUUUUGCAAUUCGAUUUGGGUGAUGAAGUUUUUAGAGAGAUAAUGCUGCCAGAUGGUACUCAGCAUGGAAUACCAGAUAUUGCGGUAUCGGGGGAAUUACUCUAUCUUUUUAUUAUUUGGGAGGGUGAAACUUAUCGAACAUAUCAGUGCGGUGUGUGGACAAUGGAGUGUAGCAAAGUGGGAACAUGGACAAAACGAUUUACAUUUAGUUUUUCGGAGAAUGAUUGGGGCAGUGAGACAGGCUUUAGAAGGAAUGGCGAAAUUCUGCAACUGCAUCACAGAAAUUCUCUGGUGUAUUACAAUCUUGAGAGCAAGCGAGCUCUGCGAGUACAUCACAAAACUUCUCUGGCGUCUUACAAUCUUGAGAACAAUCAAGCUAAGGAUCUUGGAAUAUUCCAUGCCUCUAUAAUUAGUUUUUUACAUUGUUACGUGGAGAGCCUUAUUCUACUUGGUAAGGAAGAUUCUUAUUCCACAUCAUCAACAGAAAUUGAAGUACAUUGUGAAGAAGAGGUGUGA